AUGGCAUCUGCUCAAGACUCCAAGUAUGGCCAGAAGGACACAUCAGAUCAGAAUUUUGAUUACAUGUUCAAACUGCUCAUCAUUGGCAACAGCAGUGUUGGGAAGACCUCCUUCUUGUUUCGUUACGCUGACGAUUCUUUUACAUCAGCUUUCGUAAGCACCGUCGGGAUUGAUUUCAAAGUAAAAACAGUUUUCAAAAAUGAAAAAAGAAUUAAGCUACAGAUCUGGGACACAGCCGGUCAGGAGAGAUAUAGGACAAUUACUACAGCCUACUAUCGGGGCGCAAUGGGCUUCAUUUUAAUGUAUGACAUCACCAAUGAAGAAUCCUUCAAUGCUGUGCAGGACUGGUCAACCCAAAUAAAAACUUACUCUUGGGAUAAUGCCCAGGUUAUUUUGGUCGGUAAUAAAUGUGACAUGGAAGAAGAACGGGUAGUCUCUGCUGACAGAGGGAAGCAUUUAGCAGAACAACUUGGUUUUGAAUUCUUUGAAACAAGUGCCAAGGAUAACAUCAAUGUCAAGCAGACAUUCGAGCGGCUUGUGGAUAUCAUCUGUGACAAAAUGUCAGAAAGUCUGGAGACGGAUCCUGCCAUUGCUGCUGGUAAACAGAACACAAGACUAAAGGACACCCCUCCUCCACAGCAACCCAAUUGCGGCUGUUAA
This is a messenger RNA of Gekko japonicus, 660 nucleotides long. RefSeq names its product ras-related protein Rab-3C. Bases 1 to 660 code for a protein of 219 amino acids. NCBI's taxonomy places the organism in Eukaryota, Metazoa, Chordata, Lepidosauria, Squamata, Gekkonidae. Gene Ontology annotation, cellular component: plasma membrane; synaptic vesicle; endosome. Gene Ontology annotation, biological process: protein localization to plasma membrane; regulation of exocytosis; protein secretion. The transcript has 4 exons. The record is from RefSeq and is a predicted model, not a curated record. Gene Ontology annotation, molecular function: GTP binding; GTPase activity.